AUGCAACAAGGAAAUGGUUAUAAUAUAAAUAAUUAUCUGAGCUUCUUCGGUUUCGGCCAAUCCGCUGAUAUCGAGAUCACCCUUGAUGGCGCUGACACCAGGAAGAGUGCUGACAUCAAAUCCGAGGAUGGCAAGAAAGAGAGGCAUUUGUUGUAUCUUGACGGCGAGACUGUUUCUGGCAAGAUCAACAUAAGUCUAAGGAAAGCUGGCAAACUAGAGCAUCAAGGUGUAAAAGUUGAGUUUAUUGGUCAAAUAGAGCUUUAUUAUGACAGAGGUAAUCAUCAUGAGUUUACAAGUUUGGUCAAGGAAUUGGCAAGGCCCGGUGAACUUACUCACAAUACCUCGUAUGACUUUGAAUUUGCCAAUGUGGAGAAACCAUUUGAGAGUUAUACUGGUUCCAAUGUCAGACUGCGAUACUUUCUCAGAGUGACUAUUGUUAGAAGAAUCAGUGAUAUUGUUAAAGAACUUGAAAUUGUUGUACAUACUCUUAGUUCCUAUCCAGAUAUGAAUAAUCCAAUUAAAAUGGAGGUUGGCAUCGAAGAUUGCUUGCAUAUUGAAUUUGAAUAUAACAAAAGCAAAUAUCAUUUGAAAGAUGUAAUUGUUGGAAAAAUUUACUUUUUGUUAGUCAGAAUCAAGAUCAAACACAUGGAAAUUGCAAUUAUCAAAAGAGAAACCACUGGCUCUGGACCUCACACAUUUACGGAAAAUGAGACCAUUGCCAAGUAUGAAAUAAUGGAUGGUGCACCUGUGAAAGGAGAAUCGAUUCCAAUAAGAGUGUUUCUCGCCGGUUACGAUUUGGCGCCGACAAUGCGCGACAUUAAUAAGAAGUUCAGUGUUCGAUAUUAUCUUAAUUUAGUCCUCAUGGAUGAAGAAGAUCGACGAUAUUUCAAACAACAGGUUGGUAAAGAAAUAACUCUAUGGCGAAAAGGCGAGAAAAGCCGGAAAUCUCAAUCGGCCUCACCGCACCUGCCAUCUCACUUGGUCUCCUCGGAAACUGGCUUCCCCCAAGGUGCCCCUCAAAAUGGUCCACCACCAGUACAAGAAUUAAGUCCUAAUACAUCUUUAACCGAUGGUAACGUUGAGCCACAACAACCACCGGUAAUCGAAGGUAUGACGAGAGAGGAAGGGGAUGGUGAAGGUGACAAGGAUGUUAGUCCUGAAAGCCAGUGA
Phymastichus coffea is the source of this 1170-nucleotide messenger RNA. RefSeq names its product vacuolar protein sorting-associated protein 26B-like (gene Vps26). Gene Ontology annotation, biological process: intracellular protein transport; retrograde transport, endosome to Golgi. The transcript is spliced from 6 exons. NCBI's taxonomy places the organism in Eukaryota, Metazoa, Arthropoda, Insecta, Hymenoptera, Eulophidae. The record is from RefSeq and is a predicted model, not a curated record. Gene Ontology annotation, cellular component: retromer complex; endosome. The coding region runs from base 1 to 1170 and encodes 389 amino acids.